This is a messenger RNA of Xenia sp. Carnegie-2017, 793 nucleotides long. RefSeq lists its product as uncharacterized. The record is from RefSeq and is a predicted model, not a curated record. NCBI's taxonomy places the organism in Eukaryota, Metazoa, Cnidaria, Anthozoa, Malacalcyonacea, Xeniidae.
GACGAGCUAAUGACGUCGAUUCCAUCCCAGAAACAAAAAAACAAGAUCUCUGCACCCUCCUCUUUCAGGCAAUUUGAAUCCUGCUGCACAGAUAUUGAGCUUGCUGCACCGGGAUUGAUGAGUCAGCAAAAUGCAACCUUUUUAUCAUACAGAGGAAUGAAUUCCUUUAAGGUAAUAAUUGGUGUUGCACCAAAUGGAGUCAUUACUAAUGUCAGUCGCCUGUAUCCAGGUUCUAUUUCAGAGAAGGCCAUUGUGCAACAGUCUGGACUCCUUAAUCACUUGACAGCUGGAGAUAUGAUUCUGGCGGACAAGGGUUUCCUUAUCCAGGAUGUUGUACCACAUGGUGUCUGUGUCAAUAUUCCACCUUUUCUGAAUAAUGGAACUUUCACAGAGAGUGAGGUCAAGAAAACAAAAGCCAUAGCUAAAGCACAGUUUCAUGUCGAAAGAGCCAAUGCUAGGCUGAAAGACUUCAAAAUUUUAGGUGUCAUUCCUUUGUAUUUGCACUGCUAUGCUGACAUUUUGUUUCAGUUAUGUGGAACACUUGUAAAUUUGCAAUUUCCUCUCAUCAAAGAGGGAUGUGAAGAUAUGUUUUUUGAGUAGUUUUAUGUUUGAAGACUACAUUGGACAGUUUUUUAAUAAUUAUUGUUGUUCAAAUAGAAAAUGAAAUAAUUUGUAGACUGAGGCUUACUUAGAAGAAAAUACAGCUAGAGGGGUGGGGGUGGGUGGAGCAUUCUAAUAUAACAGUAAAGGGAUGAUUUUACCUCCUAGGGAUUACAAUAUUUAUCAUCUGGUA